Messenger RNA from Zootoca vivipara (common lizard), 2068 nucleotides. It is a transcript of the gene TIFA, whose product is annotated as TRAF interacting protein with forkhead associated domain. Gene Ontology annotation, biological process: positive regulation of canonical NF-kappaB signal transduction. Gene Ontology annotation, molecular function: protein binding. The record is from RefSeq and is a predicted model, not a curated record. NCBI's taxonomy places the organism in Eukaryota, Metazoa, Chordata, Lepidosauria, Squamata, Lacertidae.
ACCGUCUGCAAGCCAGACCUCGACCAAAGGAAAAACAGCCAGUUAUUCCUCCUGGGGCGUUAUUUUCUAGUUUAAUUUGGUCCCACUUGCCAGAUCAACAAGCACCCCUUACUCGGAGGGUAAGCUCCUAAGGAAGAGGGUUUUUCUGAGAACUAGUACUGCCAUGGCCAACUUUGAAACUGAAGAUACAGAAGAGACUGUGACCUGUCUCCAUAUCACAGUCUAUCAUCCAAGUCAAAUGGAAAAGAAUGUAUUCCAAACCUUCCACUUUUGCCAGCCACAUCACGUGAAAGUAGAUGACCUAGUGAAGUUUGGAAGAGAUGAUCAGGUCUGCCGCUUUAACUUUGUAGAUGGACGGGUCUCACGUAUUCAGUUUGCUCUGCAGUGUUUCAGACACUUCAACAGCUCAAAGUUGGGUUUCGAGAUUAAGAAUUUGAGCAAGAAGACAAAGCUGAUUGUGGAUCACGCCGAACUGGCCUACCUGAAUAAGGUUGAGUUGCAAGAGACAUGCAUGGUUUGCUUUGGAGAGUAUCAAAUGCUAUUGGAAAAAGAAGAAGGACAGUCAGAUAAGUAUUUUGACAUCCGCUUUGAAUUAGCAAAAACACCUAUGUUGCAGAAAAAAAACUUGUCUUGGCGGGAACCUAUACCUGAAUGUGGCUUUUCAUGUGCUGAAACUCCAGUCGAGAUAGAUGAGACGGAAGAAACGGGAAACUCCCUCCAUGAGAAAUGGACUUACUAGUUUCAAUGUUACAAAUUCAACGUUGUUGGUUUUUUGCCCUAUGUACUAUUGCAGUUGAAUGGUAUCCUUCACAUAUGUCCAAUAUAUGCCUACACUAUGAAUAGGUUAGCAUUGUUCUUUGUAAGCUGCCACUUUACAGGUAUUUUGGCAUCAUUGCUUAAAAUACUGGUGAGGAGCCACCAGUCUGAGCCUAAGUAUCUGGUCAGUGGCACUUACAAAAUACAAUGCCUUUGCAUGGUUUGACUUCAAACUGCAUGGGCAAAGGAAAACAGGUUACCUACUGUCAUUGUGAUUGACAGGGCAUCCUCUAUCAAAAUUGGCUCCUGGGGGUGGGGAAGGUAAUGAUCUGGCCCACCAUUGGGAUCCAGUUUUCCACCUCUGGCUUAAAACAGGUAAAUGAUAAUCUAUCAUACAGAGGACUUGGCAGUAACAAAGCAGGCUUUCAAUACUUUUCAGCUUGUACUUAAAGGUAGCAGUGGCUGACCUGUAGCCUUCCAGAUAUUGCAAGACUCUCAACAAUUCCAGCUGUCAGUUCCAGCCAGCAUGCCCAAUGAUCAUGGGAUAAUGGGAGUUUUAGUCCUAAAGCUGCCACAGCCACAGGUUAGCCACCUCUGCUCUAAGGACUACCUGAAGGCAAAAAGAAAAUUCUGACCUUGUAAUACCACUGUCAUCUUGGAUGGAUGGCUAACUGUCACCCAACAAUAUAAUGCAAAAGAGACUUUAGAGAACAUAAUAGGGUAUGCAGUAUCUAAAGGCCUCUUUUAUAUUUCAUAGCCUGACCUGUAUAUGCUUCCUGCUCUGUUCCUGAACAGCUGUUGAUUUGAAAUUGCUGCAAUUUGUGAAAGUAAAUAAACGCAUGCAUGCUAGCAUUAAUACUGUUGUGCCACUAUUUUGAUUCCAUUUGGACACCAUGCUGUGUUCUUUUGUGUAGCGGUUAGAUUGUGAGAUUAGGAUUGGGGCAGAGGAGGCAACUUCAAAUUUGCAUUUAACCAAGAGGAAUGCUGGGGUAGACCUUGUCUAAUCAGGUUUGGUUCCCCUUAUUAAUGAGGUCCACUUGGUGCCUUUGCUGACCUUGACUAAAAAAAUACAUAUUUUCCAAGCUUUUGAUGGAUGGUGAUUGCUAUUAGCAUGCUGCUAGAGCUUUAUACUGCUGUUAUGAGUGGAGCAGGGGGUUGUUUUGUGUAUUGCUUAUGAUCUGCACGUAUUUCUGUACGACUGCUUCUAAAAUAUUUUUUAAACUUAUGCUAACAAUAUGUUACAAGUCUUUUGGAGGCCUUCUGUGUAACAAGCAACUAAGAAGUUUACUAAAUAAACACAAUAUAAUCGCAA